AUCAGUCCCAAUCGUCAUUCAUCAUGCUCCCAGGCUCUGGAACAGCUCAGAUCUUGAUGGUCAACAACGGCUUCCUCAGCCGCGGCACGCAUGCCGACUGGUACGCCACGUCGUCCGAAACGCCCAUAACCCCUCCGGUCAUGUGCUUUGUGAUCCGCAAAGACGGGCGCAACUACCUCUGGGACCUGGGCAUGCGUGUCGACCUUCACAAGGUCGGCCGGACAUGGCCGACCCAACCAGAUGUCCGCCUCUCCCUGCCGCGCGACCUGCCGCCUGAGCUCGCCCCCUCCGCCGUCUACCUCUCGCAUUAUCACUGGGAUCAUUCCGGCGACCCACUUACCGUCCCGCGGGAUGUGCCGAUCUACGUGAGCCCGGGAACGCUCGACGCGCUCAAGAAGGGAUUCGACGAGUACGUCGGCGACCAGUCAGCCGAGUGUGUCGCGCGGCUGUCCGAGCUACCCGAGGGCGACCUCGUCGUUGAUGGAUUCCCGCACAUGGGACACGACGUGUUCGGGGACGGGAGCUUCGUCGUCCUGCCCGCCCCGGGACACUGUCCCGGACACAGCGUCGCGGUGGUGCGCACAACAGCCGCGCCCGACAGCUAUAUGGUGCUAGGUGGCGACUCGGGCCACCACCGCAGUUUGUAUGAUCCCUGCCCCUGCCACGCGCGCGUGAGCACAUUCGGCCGCCGCAAGCUCCACCGCGACCCCGAAGCCAGCUUGGAGCACCUGUCUCGCCUGUCGGGCGUUCACGCUCGCGACGACUCGUGGGUGGUUUUGGCACAUGAGGAGGAAGUGAUGGCCGCGGGCGUGCCGGAACGAGAGUGGCUCAAUGACUGGAGGGUCAAAGGCUGGAAGGAGAAGGUUGCCGCCGUCCGGCUAGCGAAGGGCUGUUGGGUGGAGAACACGAACGCCGCUUAG
This is a messenger RNA of Cutaneotrichosporon oleaginosum, 920 nucleotides long. RefSeq lists its product as uncharacterized. NCBI's taxonomy places the organism in Eukaryota, Fungi, Basidiomycota, Tremellomycetes, Trichosporonales, Trichosporonaceae. The record is from RefSeq and is a predicted model, not a curated record.